AUGGAGCAGAGCAGAGCGUACUUCUUCGAGUCGUCCGUGAUCGUCCAGACACUCGUUCCUUCUUUUUGUCUCUCUCUUCCAAGCCUUCACCUCCUCCUCUUCCUCAUCAGGCCCAGCUGGCGCUCUCUGAUCUCCACGCUCGACCUGACCACACAGUGUGGUCGAUUCAUCGGCACAGACCGGCUGAUCACACUCGUGCAUCUGACCCCCGACUUCAUCAUCGGCGUCUGGCGGGGCGAGAGGAAUGUGGCGUUCGUCAUGGUCAGUCUGCACUUCCAUCAGCUGGUGGAGAAAAGUCUGCUGGGAUGUCCCGUCUGCCCGUACUCUCAGCCUGAUGACCUCCCACCCCCGGACCCCUCGGACCCUGAGUUUGGUCUGCACGGCUUCUCUCUGCACUUUGUUCUGCACAACACCGGCACGGAGAUCAUGUCGGGACACUUCUGCCAGCUCUCCUGUCGCAGAGCUCAGAUCCACCGUGGACACGUGGAGCUGAGAGUCAUCAACAGGACCAACCUGUCUCAGCACCGCUCGCUGUCUGGAAACAUCAAACUGCCCUGGAAGAGCCUGGAGCUGGAGGGCUCAGUGGAGAACUGCUGCAUCAUAACGCUGACUCUGCUGGACGAGUUCCAAAAGCCCUUCUGGUGUCUCAGCUCGCCCAUUUGGACCACGAUGGCGAAGAAGACGCUGUCCUUCGACUACAGCGGCGAGCACUUUGAGAUGGAGCACCGGGAGCGGGAGGGUCGGGUGAGGAUGAAGCUGGUGUGGUUGAAGGAGCAGAAACAGUUCUUCCUCAUCAGCCUCAUCGUCUGCGUUCCUGUUUCCAAAGUCAACAAGCAUUUCAGCACGGACUACUGAACGCCACGGAGGUUUGGUUUCUGAUUUCUAAAGCGUCAACUCAAGUCGUCCAUGUUUGUAUUGAUUUAUUAUAUGAAAGUUCUUUCAGUCUGAAUGAAGAGAGGGUUAUUAAGUUCCUGCUGUUGAAACAUCGUGUGGUCGUCUGAGAGGUCACUCAUAUUCCAAGUUAAAGAACAUUUGUGUUUGACUUUGUUUAUUCGUAAAACGUGUUAGACUGUCGUCCAGGAGAAUAAAUCAACACGGCGAGGGCUUUGUUCCUGAAAGAUACUAUUUUACCAUCAAGUUUGAAUUCCACACUAACUGCCUUUGUUAACUGUUAAAGUCAAAUAAAUGUUUGCUUACAAUAUUCUCCAUCAACUAGCUGCUUAUAAGCAUGCUAAGUAGUAGCAUAAUACAAGAAGCUAGCAUGCUACUAAUUAGCAUGCUAAUAAGCAGCUAGUUGAUGGAGAAUAUUGUGACCUUAAGCGUUAACGAAAGUCUUAUCUGAAAGUCUCAGAAAGUAAAACAGUUUCAUUUUGCUUUAUUUUGAAAGAACCUUUGUACAAGCGGGUGCAUUCGUUUAAGAAAUGAAUAUUUCUUAAAGUAUGUAUAAAAUCUUUAUCAGUCACAAGAAUAAAAAAGUUAAAGAGGAAUGAUCACGAAAUGAUGCUGUUGUUUUUAUUAUGAGGAUUUUAGCCCAUGUUGCCUUUAAAAUGUACAAACACAUUUAAUUUGAAAGAAAAAACUCAUGAAACACAUAAAGAUAAUUCAAUAUGAAUGUAAAUUAAUCACAUUAAUCACAUUUUAAAACAUUAAGGAAUACAAUUCUGGAGAUCUGAUUUUCACUUUGUUUUUUUUUCAAGUAAGAAAGGAAAAGAAACGAGCAUGAACAGAUGUUUACCAGAGUUUAAUAUUUACAAGUGAUAACAAUAGAUUCUCAGUCAAGGUUUCUUCACACUUUUCUUCUGGAGGAUUUCUUACCUUCACUUCUUCCUUAUAAGAGACGGUUCUGCUGUUGACAAAUCAUCACAACUGUAGAAGAGUUUUCUUCAAAGCGCGUUAUUUUUACUUUUUCAUUUGACAGAAUCAGUCGGCAGGAAUUUGUAUUCAAACCUUCAUUCUGAGGCUGUACACACACGCCUGUAUCACAUAAUCAGGUACAACUACAAAGUAAGAAAACAUGAAAAAAUGUGUGUAAAUUAAUUCCCAAAGUUGACUAAUCUGUGUGCUCAGUUUUGUUGCUCUCUGUAGAUGCGGUUUGUAAACUGCGUGCAUGGACUUCUAAUCUUUGGGUAUUUAUGAGGACAGUUUUUACAAAUCCAUUCCCACAGUUUACAUAGACAGACAAGACAAGACAGACUUUUUUGGUUGCAUGGGAGAUUCUUCAGUAUACCACCAUCAUGUACUGCUUUGCCAUCCUCAGACAACAGGAGAGCAGGAUGUGCUGUGUCAGGAUCCAGAGUCACAUCAACUGCAAACUGCUGGACCCACUUCAGCGUGGACCUUGUUCUUUUAUGAUUUUGGUCUUUUCAAAGUGGAGUUUGUGUCUCGAGGUCUGUAAGGAGACAGAACACAAACAAAUAAACUGAUGAGCUUGGCAGGA
Messenger RNA from Labrus bergylta (ballan wrasse), 2437 nucleotides. NCBI's taxonomy places the organism in Eukaryota, Metazoa, Chordata, Actinopteri, Labriformes, Labridae. The record is from RefSeq and is a predicted model, not a curated record.